Messenger RNA from Pocillopora meandrina, 1377 nucleotides. The record is from the annotation of a GenBank genome assembly. Lineage: Eukaryota; Metazoa; Cnidaria; Anthozoa; Scleractinia; Pocilloporidae.
AUUGAAACAGAGCAGGAAUGGGAAUUUAUCGAAAAUGCGAUUCAUAACCGAGAAGGCAGUGAAUGUGGUGAAUGGUUUAUUGGUCUUGAGAUGAAUAUAACAUCAGUUAAUCGGACUUGGAUCAAUGGCGAACCUCUGACUAUUGACAAAUGGGAUAAGUCAAGUCCUGAACCAAAUGACUUUUAUGGGAUGAUUCAUGAGGAAUUUCCACCUGGAAUGAAAGGAUCUUUUAGCACAAUUACAAAGAGGAUUAGCACCGUACAAAGAGGAUGGAUUUGCGAGAAAGAAUCAGGUAUUGAUCAGGAUCAGAUAACAGAACGAUUUUAGCUUUAUCAAACAUUAUUAUCAUGCAUGAAUCUGAAUUAACUGUAGGCUGCUUUUGCGCUCUCCUUCCCACCCUUUAUCUGUUCUUUUUCUCAUCUUACCCUUUUCGCCUAUUUCGAUCACCUCAUACGAAGGCUCAUCAUCUUCAGUGGAACAGUUCCCGUGAUACCAGCCACUUUGAUAAAAGUUUAUAGAUAAAUUAUUGGGAACCCCUUAGAUAAUGUACUGAUUCGUAGCUAGCUAUGGGAAAGCUUGAGAAACACUACAUUUCCGUCUAAUCAAAUUGCCACUCCACAAAUGUCUACCUAGAAACAGUGUCAAUUUUCAUGUUCCUAUCACAGACAAUUGUCGAGGGGUCUGUUUCCUCCAUCCUUUUCCAAGAAGCACAAAUCCUCCUGGACCUAUAACUGCAACAAAAAUUGUUACCACACUAGGGAAGACGUCAACCGAACAGGAUAUCGCUGGUGUAUCAGGUAAGAUCGCCGAUUGAUUGACAAUUUUGAUUGACUGAGGAUAUAUAAAAGAGUAACUUCCAUGCGUUAGCCUAGUUUUGUUUGCUUUUUUCCUUCCUGUUUCACUUCGACUUGUCUUUUCAUGUUUUUGUUUCGUUUGAUUGUUCUGUUUGUAUGCUUCUUUGCUUGUUGUUGUUGUUUUGUUUUUGUGUGUGUGGCAGAGCUUAAGGGACCUCUUUGCAUUUGAUAUUGGUUUUCCUUGUUUUCGUUCUUUUGUUCGCUUGAAGGUUGGACAGUCGGUAAAGAAUUUGCCGGAUCAUUCAGGGGCACUAUUUAGGAUAGAUAUUAUAAUCUCUUGAUACAUCACGAUUAACAUCAUUAGAAAUUUGAAAAUACAAAUGCAUUUAAUCCAGGAUCUUCAAUAACUGUGUUCAUACCAACCAUGGUAAUCACAAAUGACAACAGCAGUUCACUGCCCACAGUACUGAUAAUUGCCGCUUCCUCAGCAGCAGUGUUCUUCGUAGUGUUGAUCAUUCUUAUUGCAGUUAUAUUAUUAAGGCGAAGGAAUCGUCAACGAAAAGGUAAAGAAGUUCGACAUUAA